AUGUCCCUCAACCGUGUCUCAUCCCUCGAGACAUUCUCUCAUCUGCACAGCCCAGGCUCCUCUAGGGCCCCCUCACCCAGCAGUCGUGAUAGGAGACUUAGCUUCAAUCCUCUACCGGAGUCAUGGGAUCCUCACGCCGGCAAGCCAGGCUACAUAGAGUCUGUGGGCGCCUUCGAGGUCCCAAGAUGGAAGAGACUCUUACAAGUCUCGGCGACGGUCGUCUACUGCCUCUUCGCAGCAGGUGUAGUAUUCGGCUACGCGGCGCUGAAGCCAGUGCUCAAGGCAGAGGGUGCCUAUCAGGACGUCUGCGGGGGUCAGUCAGGUGAGCAGGAAGCUGAUGGUGCCAUCUCCUUCACCACCGCUGCCGCCGCCGCCGACGUGGAUACGUGCGUCGAGAUCCACCUGAACCUCAUGUUCACCGUCGCCGCCGUCUCGACCAACGUGGCCGCGCUCCCCGUCGGCACCAUCCUCGACCACCUCGGUCCACGCGUCUGCAGUCUGCUCGGUGCCUUCUUCCUCGCGGUGGGCUCCCUGCUGAUGGCCUACGAAAGGGCCCUCCCCUUCGACGGCCUGCUCUUUGGCUAUCUCUUUCUGGCGCUCGGCGGGCCCUUCACCUACAUCUCCUCCUUCCAGCUGUCCAACGCUUUCCCGCGGCACUCGGGCCUCAUCCUGGCCAUCCUGACGGGCGCCUUCGAUGCCUCAAGCGCCCUCUUCCUUGUUUACCGCGUUAUUUUUGAGAAGACCGCGGGGGCGUUCGGUCACGACAGAUUCUUCCUGGCCUAUCUCGUGGUGCCCGUGGUCAUCGUCCUGCUGCAGCUGUUCUUACUCCCUGCGCAGUCAUACAAGACCAUCGGCGAGAUGAUCGAGGAGGUUGACCAGCCGCUUCUGCCUCACGAGCGGAAUGACCAGGUCGACGAGCACACGGCGCUGCUGGAGGAGGAGCGCAGGGAGCACCGGGAGUGCGUCCAGGCGGACCUAGAGGACCUUCUCGGGCCCGCGCGGGCGGACAGGCAGGCCAGGAGCGAGGAGCGCAAGAACGAGACGUCGGGCGUGUGGGGGGUCAAGCACCAGAACACGGCUUGGGAACAGAUCCGGUCCCCUUGGUUCAUCUUCAUCUGUCUCUUCACUGUGAUCCAGAUGACAAGGAUCAAUUACUUCGUGGCGACGAUCCGACCCCAGUAUCAAGCCCUCCUCCACUCCCGUGACCGUGCCAUCGAGAUCAACAACUUUUUCGACCUCGCUCUCCCCGUCGGCGGUAUCCUCUCCAUCCCCUUCAUCGGCCUGCUCCUGGACCACACCUCGACUGUCGCCGUGCUCUUCUGGCUCGUUACCGUCACCACCACCGUCGGCGUGCUGGGUGUCAUCCCCGAGGUCUGGGCGGCCUACGCCAACAUCUGUCUGUUUGUGCUGUAUCGGCCCUUUUACUACACUGCCGUGUCCGACUACACCGCCAAGGUGUUCGGCUUCAAGACGUUUGGCACCGUCUACGGGACUAUUAUCUGCCUUUCAGGUUUGUUCAACUUCUCACAGUCUGGCCUGGAUUACCUGUUCCACCAGACUUUCCAGGGCGACCCAGUGCCCGUGAACGUCAUCCUGCUGUCGGCGGGUUUCGUUGUGGGCCUGGCGAUGGUGGUAUAUGUUGGCUACAAGGCGAGGGGGCUGAAGAGGGAUAUGCUGGAGCUGGAGGCCGAGAGGGCUGUCGGGCUGCACGAUUGA
Messenger RNA from Cryphonectria parasitica EP155, 1716 nucleotides. Its product is annotated as MFS general substrate transporter. Gene Ontology annotation, molecular function: transmembrane transporter activity. Gene Ontology annotation, cellular component: fungal-type vacuole membrane. Lineage: Eukaryota; Fungi; Ascomycota; Sordariomycetes; Diaporthales; Cryphonectriaceae. The transcript has 2 exons. The record is from RefSeq and is a predicted model, not a curated record. Bases 1 to 1716 code for a protein of 571 amino acids. Gene Ontology annotation, biological process: transmembrane transport.